This is a messenger RNA of Didymella exigua CBS 183.55, 459 nucleotides long. RefSeq lists its product as uncharacterized. The transcript has a single exon. Lineage: Eukaryota; Fungi; Ascomycota; Dothideomycetes; Pleosporales; Didymellaceae. The record is from RefSeq and is a predicted model, not a curated record. The coding region runs from base 11 to 355 and encodes 114 amino acids.
CGGGAAGAAGAUGCCAGCCAAGGCACACCGCCUGGCGAGAAGACGCGAUGCCAACAACCUCGGAAAGCAAAUGGCCGCUUCAUCAAGACGAAAGAAAAACCACACCGUCAAGCGCACCGCAAUCCCAACGAAAUCAGUAUCAUCUGAAGACCUUCAGGGCGACACUGCGACAACAAACAGCCUCGAUCACGCAUCCACACUCCCCGUAUCCAAACCCAACACGGCAAGCGAGACCAAUAUCCCAGCACAGCACCCCGGGACUCCCGACCACCUCCCCAAGCCUCCCGACUCUCCUACAUCCAAAGACAGAGCGAACAAAGACCACCGCACUUCCGCUAUAGUAUCCUGGCUGUAGCAUAUACGCACAUACGACCAGACAGAGCAUCUUAUGUACCCGCUCAACCUCACGCUUCCGACCAAGCCUCGCCCUUUUCCCCAGUCAGAACAUGUGCGUUCAGC